CUCCCCAGCGCGCCAGCCCGACUUGCUUCUCCAUGAUCCGAGCGCUCGUCCGGAAGCCGUGGAGGCAAAGGACGCGCAGCGGCCGAUCGCUUGCUCCCGCCAUAGCCACGGAAUAUACUAAGAUAUCUAUUUGCUCAAGAGCCCCAAAAUGUAAAGCUUGGUCAAAUCUAUCUUGGCCUGUGAUUUUCUUUUUCCUGCUUUCCAUGGAUCGAGUGGCAAUUGAUGGCGGCCUUUUCCAAGCUUUGUCUCCAGCAAAAAUCAGCGUCCUGGAAGAAGGUGGAGGCUUGAGCCUUUGGGUUUUUGGUGUUCUUGUCACUCUCAAAGUUCUAGCGAACGAGACCACCGCAAGCUCCUAUGCCUUGUUCGAGGAUUUGGUUCCCCCGGGAGCUGGGCCUCCCCUCCACAUCCACACCCGGGAGGACGAGAGCUGGUAUGUUCUUGAUGGAGAGCUAACUUGGACAAUUGGGGUGGAGCGUUUCCACGCCAAGCGCGGCUCCUUUGCUCAUCUCCCCCGCCUUGUGCCUCAUACUUUCGCCAACGAGCUUGACAAGCCUGCCCGGAUGCUUGUGACUUACGCCCCUGGCGGAUUUGAGCAGUGGUUUCUUGACGUUGGCACAGCUGCUAGCUCCGGCAGUGGACUCGAGAUGUCGCCACCGCUCGAGACGAUUGAAGAGAGGAAGAGAGGCGUGGAGCUGAUGAAAGCCUAUGGGAUCCUUUUUCCAAACGUUCCAAGUCAAUCUUGAUUCUAAAUUGUGCACCAUGGAACAAAAAGCCAUUCCCCAAAAAGUUCUACA
Molecule: messenger RNA, 794 nt
Organism: Selaginella moellendorffii
Lineage: Eukaryota; Viridiplantae; Streptophyta; Lycopodiopsida; Selaginellales; Selaginellaceae
Exons: 2
Coding region: 33-743 (236 amino acids)
Source: RefSeq, a predicted model, not a curated record